Messenger RNA from Nilaparvata lugens (brown planthopper), 6587 nucleotides. Its product is annotated as protein 4.1 homolog. NCBI's taxonomy places the organism in Eukaryota, Metazoa, Arthropoda, Insecta, Hemiptera, Delphacidae. Gene Ontology annotation, molecular function: actin binding; structural molecule activity. The transcript has 12 exons. Bases 77 to 3289 code for a protein of 1070 amino acids. Gene Ontology annotation, cellular component: plasma membrane; cytoskeleton. The record is from RefSeq and is a predicted model, not a curated record.
GUUCGUUGUUGUUUCCAGAGGCCAGACACCAGCCGAAGCAGAAUUGCACUUUUUGGAGAAUGCCAAAAAGCUAGCAAUGUACGGCGUUGAUCUUCAUCCAGCAAAAGAUUCAGAAGGCGUUGAUAUCAUGAUUGGAGUUUGUGCAACGGGGAUAUUCGUCUACACUGAUCGCCUCCGUAUCAGCAAGUUCGCCUGGCCCAAGAUACUGAAGAUCUCCUACAAGGGACACUACUUUUACGUGAAGAUCCGACCCGGCGACUUCGAGCAGUACCAGUCAACGGUUGGCUUCAAGCUGGCUCGGACCCGGGCCGCCAAGAAGCUGUGGAAGGUUUGCGCCGAGCACCAUACCUUCUUCCGGCUUACCUCCCUGGAGCCACCGCCCAAGGCAGGUCUGUUUCCACGGUUCUCGUCCAAGUUCCGCUACUCGCGACGAACUCACUACGAGACCAGCACGCUGCCCAUUGAUCGACCGGCGCCCCAGUUCCAGCGCAGUCUCAGUGCUAGGAGGCUCGCUUCUAGGAGCAUGGACACUCUUGGUGGUCCACGUUCAGCCACGGCUGAACCAAGCUCCGAUGCUGCUAACAAACGUCACACGAUGCCUUAUCCUCCCGAUCACAUUCCUGACAUGGACCAUGAUCGUAUCACAAAGAUCACUUCUCCCGCCAAAUCCAAGAAGGAGGAGAAGAAGGGCAAGUAUAAGCCUGCUGGCGGAGUAGCUGUUCUUCCCACAAUUGGUAUUGGAUUUGGCAAAAAUAAGAAGGAUAAAGAAAAAGCAGAGAGAAAUGGUUUGUCGAAUGACCAAUCCAACGAGCAGAAUGAAAGCGACUACGAUGCUGAAAAAGAAAAUCGAAACGUCGAUCUUAUCAACUCGAACACAGCACUCAUCGAUAGCGAACAAUCGACCGCCCUCGAGAACGACAAACAACACAAAGACCAAAUGUCCAAAAUGAAGAAAAGUCCAGGGACAUUCUUUUCAUCAUUCACACGCAGUCCAAAAAAUAAAGAGAAGGACUCAGCUAAAAGCCCCAAAGAAGGUGAUAAAUCUGGCUUGAAAGACAAGGACUUGAACACAGCAACAUCGAAAGGUCUAAAGGAAAAGGAAUUGAAUGUCAAAGAAGAUGCCAAAGACAAGAGCAACAAGGAGAAACAGAAGGACUCCCCCUCCAAAGGUUUGUCAAUGUUUUUGAAGGACAAAAAAGACAAGAAGGAGAAGGAUAAGAAGGAAGGUAAAGGUGCCGCGGAUAAGGAUAAGGAAAAGGUUAAGAGUAAGGAGGAUGCCUCCUUGAAAGGAAAGGAUAAUCUAGGCGCUGAAAGUCCAGCCAGUGAAGAGGGUAAGAUGUCUAAAUUGUCCUCGUUGUCCAUGUUGAACAAGGAUAAGAAAGAUAAGGAUAAACAUAAGGAUAAGAAAGAGAAGGAUAAAGAUAAAAAAGAGAAGGACAAGAAAGAUAAGAAGGACAAGAAAGACAAGAAGGAUAAGGAUAAAAAGGGUAAGGAUAAGAAGAAGGGUGAUGAAGGUUUGGAUACUAGCGCUUCAACAGUAGAUACAGAUAAAGUAGGAGCAGAUAGCUCGACUGAUAUUUCGUCAGUUUUGACCACACCUGAGAAAACAACGCAGGGUGGCGGACCUCCCACCGGUACGCCCGAACUUCCCGGGUACCCUCAAGACCAUGUGAAGCCCUACAACUACGUGGAAACCGACGAUGAGGUGAAGAAGAGUGGCAAGUUCCAAGGUGCAUUCUCGUAUGAGAAGACUGGAGCAGCUAACCAGCAGCCAACCGAAGAAGGCCAAAAGUCACCUUCUGGUCGCACCAACACCGCCUACGCCUUCAAUUACGCACCAGGACAACAAAUUCCCACCAAACAAAUCUCACCCAAUGAUAACAAAGCAUUCGAGCCGGACACAAACGCUAGCAGUGAUUUCAUAGCGUCUCAACGCCUCAAGACGCCCGGAAUUGAUUAUGUCGAGUCGGCAGCUCUCAAGGAGUUAGCACUCAAGUCUGGUGAUAACCUGUCUCCGGGCGCGAGAAGGAAGUUGGAUAUGCAAGGAGGUGGCAUUUUCCAGUCGGGCAAGGAUUACCAGAAUUUGCAAAAAGGUGUGAGUAGUUUCGGAGGAGGAAAUCAAGCAUCAAAUGCUGGUGCUAAGGAUGAAGGCAAGGGUGCAGGAUUAAGCAGUUUUGGAGCAGCACCAACUAAAUCUAGAGACGAUGAAGGAAGUCACAGUUCUGUGCAGAAGGGUGGAGUUUUGAGUAGUUUUGGAGGAGGAGCAGACAAAACGAAGCAAAAUCUUGUGAAAGACGGCAGUGGCAACUUGGACUAUGACGAAGGUAUAGCGCCAGAUUCGCGGUUUCCCUUCGGAGCAGCUGAUUCCCCCAAGACUAGCCGCGACUUGAUCAAUGCUGAGAGGCUUGCCGAUGGCCCCAAGAUCGUCAAGACCACCACCAAGUCCAGUGUGGUCAAGGACAGGGAAGGUGGUCUGGUUCAGAAUAUCGAGGAAAAAGUCGAAGAUCUGAUGUCGGGAGAUGUCACUUUGUCAUCGCAAGUCAACACGGCUGAAGGCUUGGAAGAUGCUCUGGGUCGUUCACCCUACGUUACAGCCACUGGAGUAACUACUAGAACUGUAACCACUCAUGAGGACCUUGAGACCAAUGCCAAGACGAGCAAGAUUGAAGAGAAGACAGUAGCCAGAACCACCACUACAAAUGAAUCCAGACAAGAACAACGAGUUGUAACUCAGGAAGUUCGAACCACUUCGACCAUUGUCAGCGGAGAUAAUCAGCUGAGCUUAUCUAGAAGGUCUAGUACAUCUAGUUCAGAAUCGAAUGACUCCGGUACGCCUGUGGAUGGGGAUGGGGAUCCUUCCGAACCGAGACAAGGCGGGGACGGCGAUAGUGACGGUGAAGAUUAUCGGAACAUCCGCUUCCAGGGAGCCGGUCAUCCAAUAGUGCAGACUGAGACACACGUGUACACCACACCGGCAGUUGGCAGCUCUGAGAUCACCUCUGUACGCUCAACCACUGAAGUGCCGCUCGUCAAAACCGAACCAAGAACUGUUAUCGUUGGAGCACAAACCAUCAGCAGCAAAACAAGGACGGUUGAAGUUACAACGUACAAAACUGAGAAGGACGGAGUGGUGGAGACUCAUUCGGAGCAGAAGAUAACAAUCCAGAGCGACGGGGACCCAGUGGAUCACGAUCUGGCUCUCACUCAGGCCAUUCAGGAGGCCUCCGAACUCGAUCCCGACAUGACUGUCGAGAAGAUCGAGAUUCAACAACAACAUCAGCAUCAAUAACCACAAACACCAACGCUUCUUUAUUAAGGACACUGCCUUCUCCACCAUUCUUCUCUCUCAUUGGAUGUCCGCAUUGCAUACUCACCACAUCAAUCUCUAUAUGAUAUAUAUAUUUAUAUAUAUGACACAUGCACUUUACGAUCGAGCUGUUUAACAGACUCGUAUUUCCUCAUAGGUGUGAAGUUCUCUUGACGAUUAUCACUCUCAUGACUGUUUGUCAUACUUAGAAAUGAUUGUAAAACAAUAUGUGCUUACUUGAAAAAUGUACUUGAAUGUUGUGGCUCUUUCUUUAAAUGUUGAAGAAAUGUCAAAUUGGUAAUAAUCGUUGUUGAAUGUUCAGCUUUUGUAUUUAAUCUCUGGACCAUUAUUUAUAAAUGAUCAAUGCUUGAUUUUAAAAACAUAUAUGUGAUAAUAUUAAUUUCUUUUAUUAUCAUCAUCAUCUUUAUUAUACACUACAUUUUGUAUAGAAAUGAAGACCGUAUAAGCUGUCAUUGUAUUUUUAUUGUCAUAUAUUGUAAGCUUGGUGUUAUCUUCCACUUCAGCAAGAAGUGAAUAUCCGCUUUUGCCAAGAUGUUUCACUUAUCAGAAUACUCAAUUCACUUUCCAGGAGGAUAGACCUCAUUUUAAGUUUUUGUCGAAAGUAACUUCCAUGUCAGCUUUUAAAGUUGAGACAGCCAGCUCAAGAUGAUUCUAGAUUUAAUCGCGUAAGUUUUUUCAAAAUGUCGUUCAAAUUGGAUGAGACAUUAGGUCGUUUAGUUGAGCUAGUUGGAUGUGAAUGUCGGGGGAUGAAAUAUUCCGGUCAUUCUAGUUCAAAUUAAUGAAGCGUAGCGAGUAGAUAUUUAUUACAUUUAUAAAAUUAGUGUUUGAAGAAAGCUAUUUAAUUUGAUACUGACUCUGUACAAUAAACCAACAUUUCGCCUUUUUCAUUAGGCGUUUUUGCUACUAGCAGCUCUAAAUGUCAUUGAGUUCUGAAAAAUCUUUAUCAGAUUCUGUACAAUUUCGUGAUAUCUGAUAUGAUGGAGUAGUAGGUUCGCCCACUAUAAAUAGUGUCUUCUCCCGUUUUGUCUCUCCCAAUCAUUUGAAAUAUUAGUAUGUGUAUGUAAUAAUAAAUAAUAUAGAAACAGAAGUGGAUCUUGCUUUACCAUCAACUCAUCUUUCCCAUUACUGACGCACAAGCCCAAUUUGUUCAAUGAAUGUAGUAUAAAACCAGUUCAAUUCUAAAUUUAAAUACAGAGUGUUUGAAAAAGAACUCCCUAGUUUUAGGUAUAAAUUUAAUGUGUAAAUUGAUGAAAAACUACAUCAACAAGUACAUACAAUGAAAGAGAGAAUCUUCAAGUUUUGUUUCACAUCAGUACACUUCAAUAUGGGAUUCAUUUGUUGUUCUGCACAAGCCGAGACGAUAUUCAAGUUCUCGCAAUGUAUUCACCAACAUAAUAUGUUAUUUAGAUAUUAUCUCUUUAUUCAUAUAACAUGCAUUAUACAUUGAAUAGUGGUAACAGUGAACAAUCACUCACUAUGGAGAAUAAGUACACAAUUAAAAUAAAUAAUUUAACCUCAACUGAAAUCAAAUCAAAUGAUCAAUUAACAUAUAACAAACCAAUAACAUAACCUAAAACUAAUCUAAUAUAAAAUCGUCAGAUGGGUAAAUAAUAUUAAAAUUGCCGGACAUUGUUCAUAAAACUCCUCAAUAUUGUAGAGUGCUUUUUUGUUUAAAAAAAUCUUUCAUUCUAUUCUUAAACAUAAAAAAUACGCUAUCGGUUUUUGUGUGGGUAAGGGGAAAGAUGAUUAUUUCAUAUACAUAAAUAUAAACUUUUAGGUGGGCUCCGAACGACAGGGAAGUGUGUUUAUGUUUAUAAAUGUAUGUUCAUGUAUCAAGGAUGACUACCUUCAACGCGUACUUUUAAAUAUGUUUUAAUUUCUCACUCCAAGUGACAUCGGUUUUGUUGUUUUUAUUUUUAUGAAUAAGGUGAAAUAUAAAGUCUUGCUCUAAUAAUAAUACAUAGAGUAAGAAAUUUCUAUCAUGUUUUAUAUGCAUAACGCUGUUUCUCUAAUUACAUUGAAUAAGGUAUUAUUUUAUUACUUUAAAUAGCAAAUUCAGAAUCAUUUGCUAUGAAAAUUACAAUGAGAGUAAGUGUUUGUUGUUUUGGAUAUGUGAUUUGGUACAUUCAUGUACGGGUCAUUCUCUUCUGCUUUUUAAAUAUUGUCUAUUCAAAGCUACAUUUUAUAAAAUCAAAGCGUAUUUACUUUAUUAUUGUUCACGUAUUAUGACUUUAUUUUCUAUGUUUUUUGUACUAAAUGUUAUGGUUCUUAUUUUUAUGUUUCUAUAAUUUUUUGCAUUAUGACUUUUUUAUCUGAUACAUUCCAUUCCCUAAACGCAUUUGCUUUGCACUUAUAUAUUAUGAUCAUAUUAAUUUCUAUGCUAUAAAUGAUAUUCCGCUACGGUAUACCAAUUAUUGAUGAUGGAUGGACAAUUUUCUGAAAGCUAGAUCCCUAUUAUGCUUGUUGUUAGUUUAUUUCAUUAGAGUAAUGUCACUAGUUUAACUUAAUCUAUUAACAGUCAUCGAUUGUUUAAUUAAAUUAUUUAUUGUACUUUAACUCUCAUUCCACAAAUAACUCCAUGCACCAACUCUCACUAUUUUUGCACAAUUUAAAACUUUUAAUUUUUUCUUGAUGACUUCAACAUCAAAGACUUGUCAAUUAAUUAUCAACUUAAUCAUCAUCAACUUGAUCCAACCUAAAUUUUAUCGCUUACACAAGCUAAAAUUCAUCUCAUCCCGUUGUAUUUUAAUACUUUCAACCUAGAAUACAACUCUAAAUAUAAUGAAUGAUUAAUAUGGUACCUGAGACCUUUUCUAUUACUUUCCUGCUUGUUAAGAAUACUGACAUUAGAUCGCCUUCAAAAAAUUGACAAUAAUCAUCUCUUCAGUUGUCCAUCUUUCAUUAAAUGGUAUAAUGUUGAGAAUACAUCAAUAGGCGAAUGUGUCCCAACCACUGACAGCAACAUAUUCCAUUUUUUUUAAAUCUAUGAGGCAUAUUAUGUCUUCCAAAAAAUCCAAGUAAGCAUAAUAUCGUAUCUUUAGAGCAAUUAUUUAUUAAUUGCAUUCUGUUCUAUAGUGGUUGAAUACAAUUCCCUAUUGAUUUAUGACUAAUAAAUUUUGUAAAAAUACAAAAUCUGUCUGAUCAAUUUGUGCUAGACUAAGAGCAUUAUUAUAAAAAUAAAGAAUAUAUGAGUUAUAUAAAUAUAUAAAUAUAUUGUUGUACAGGAGUUGAAAAAUAAAAAUAAAAUUUUUAUGGUUUA